AUGCAAAGGCGGUAAAAAUAAUGUUUGAUGUCUAAACAACUAAAUUACUGUGAAAGUUUAUGUACAGCUGUAAAAAUUGCAACUAUUUAAUGGAAAAAAUAAUAGGGAGUUUAAUGGUAAUGCAAUCGAGAAUAAGCGUGAUAAAUACGAUCCUGGUUGCUCAGCACAAGUAGGGGUGAAGGGAGAGGCAGCUUCGCACACACACCGGCGCAGAACGAGGAACGAAUUCACUCGCCGGCUCUCAACAAGAACGCGUCGACAUAUACACCGUGUUUGAACGUACUGAGGUGAUAUAUUUGUUAUUUAUCCUACGGUCGAAGGCGAGUCAAUCGUAAAAAUGGCCGGGGAAAAACGUACUCAGGAUCAAGAGGAAACUUUAUUGUCGGAAACGGUGAUCUUAAUUGACAUCGAAGGCACCACGACGAGCAUAAGCUUCGUGAAGGACACACUUUUUCCUUACGUGCGAGAAAAUUUAAAGAAAUAUAUUGAAACUAAAUGGGAGGAUGAAGAAUUCAAACAAGACUUUGAAAAAUUAAAGGAGCAGGCAAAGAAAGAUGAAGAAGAUAAAAUUGAUGGUUUUGUACCAAUUAAUGGUACUAAUGCAGAAGAAGAGAGAAAAUCACUUGUAAAAAAUAUAUUAUGGCAAAUGGAUGGUGAUCGAAAAACUGGUGCACUGAAACAAUUACAGGGACACAUGUGGCACGAAGCUUAUAAUUCUGGAACAAUUAAAGCACAUGUUUAUGAAGAUGUACCGAAAGCACUAGAAUCGUGGACAAGUGAUGGUAAAAAAGUCUAUAUUUAUUCAAGUGGUAGUGUUGAAGCACAAAAACUUCUAUUUGGACAUUCUAUACAUGGUGACUUACUUAAGUAUUUCAGUGGUUAUUUUGAUACUGAAGUAGGUGCAAAACAAGAAUCAAGUAGUUAUAAAAAUAUAUUAAAUAAAAUUGGAGCUGAACCAUCAAGCGUAAUUUUCUUAACUGAUGUUGUCAAAGAAGCUGCUGCUGCGAAAGAAGCAGGCUUAUCAACAGUUAUAGUACUGCGUGAAGGCAAUGCUCCUCUUACAGAUGAAGAAAGAGUGACUUCCACAACUAUUAAGUCAUUCUUAGAUUUAACAUUUCAAACUUCUACAAAACGACAAAAGUUAGAAACUACAGAAGUUCAAGAAAAUAAAAGUAAGAGUACAUCUGAUGUUAGUGAACCAAUGGAUACUUCCGAAGAUGUUGAAAUGAUCGAUAAAGUAGAAGCAAAAGAAGUUGUUCAAGAAGAAGCGAAAGAAUGUAUAAAAGAUCAGCAACAGAAGGAAGCUCCAGUCACAGACGUGAAAAUGGAAGAGCCAAUGGUUAUUGAUACAAAAGAUGCACCAAACGCUGAAAAGCUGGAAAAUACAGCUGAAAAGGUAGAACUUCAGCCAUCAGAGGUGAGUACAAAACUAGACACUUCCGAAAAUGUGCAAGCUGACGUGAGUAGUAACGCCGAAUCAGUAGCAAUAUCUUCAAAAGACGAUGAAAAGUCUGCGACUUCUGAAAAAGUAGAAAAGCCAAUAGAUACAGAGAAAUCUGUAGAAACUGUCCCAGAGGCAACUCCUACUGCGAAUGACCCCUUAGACGUUGGAAUGAGUGAGCCUAAAUCAAAGUCUGAAGAAGUUUCUAUUACGGAGAAUAAGACUGAAGAAUUGUCAAAUACUGCUAAAGAAACUAAAUCUGAUGACAUGAAAGUGUCAGAGGUAAAACCUACUGAAACUGCAUCAAAAGAGAAAGAUAGUAACAGUAUAAAUGAAAAAUCAGAAAAAUGUGCUAAUAAACCAGAAAAAGAAACGAAAGAGGAAUCCACUGAAAAAGUUGUAAUUACUCCUAGUAUAACAGAAACUAAAACAUCAGAAAAUGAAUCUUCGGUAAAACCUGCGCAAGAACCCGUUAAGACAGAAGAAAAACCUGCAGAAAAUGGUAAUGUACCAUUGACAAGUGUAGAAAAAAUUACUGCGCCAACGAUAACAGAGCCAGAAGCUACUAGUAGCAAAGCAGAUACAAAUACUGAAACUAAAAAUACGACAGAAGUAGCUAAAGAAACAAAAUCUGAAACAGAAACAGAAUUGACUAACGUAAAAUCCCCUAAAACGAAAGAAACAGAGGAAACAACAACGUCUGCAAACGAUGCAGAAAAACAAGUAAGUGUAGAAGCCUCGAAACAGGAAUUGACAGAGAAAUCAACGAAAGAAGAAACUGUAGCGGAUGAAACAAAAGAAACGAAUACAGUGGAUUCUGAAAAGAAAAAAUUAAAUGGUACAACACAAAACGGAGAUACAGAUGUGCCACUGUCAGAUGAUAAAUUACAGAGAAAUGGACUAAACGAGGGGUCAUCGAAUGAAGAUGUUAAUUCGUCAACGAGCGGUAGUACAUCUGCGCAAAAUGGUGAACCAGAGAGUUCCUCUGAGACUAGUGCAGAAUCUAUAAAAGUCAAAAAGGUCGUUGAUUCUGCAGUAGCCGAUGGUGCCGGCGAACCUGACGUUGUUCCCCCCGUAGUUGUAGCUGCGACGUCUUAAUCUUGUUCUUAUACAUUUUAAGAAGUCCUUCAUACAUAACCCCAACCCACAAUACUUAUCCGCAGAUAUAAACUGAAAAGUUGGCUCCCUACACCUUACAUAAAUCGUACGACGUUAAAGAUGUAAUACGUUAAUUUAAAAUACAGUUCAUAAGAUUUCUAUUUCUUCAACAAAUGUGAAGAAAGACGAUAAUGCAACAUAUACAGCGUGUUUCACGUUCGAUUAUCUUUUCUAAUGUUACAGUUUGAUAUAUUGCAUGCUUGUUGAUUAUGUUAAAUAGAAAAUUCUUUAAAAAUGUACGAACACUCAGUUCCUAUUUCACUUGCUUAAUUUAUUUCGUUAUACUUUGUUCUGCCAUUUUUGAUUUGUCUACACAAAUGUGUCUUUUUUAUAGUAGACAGAUUAUAUACCUGUUCUUAAUUUAAAUCGACCCAGAGAUAAUCGAAAAUGUCAUUCGCUGUAGUAAGGCUAAAAAGUAUUUUUGAUUUUUUGUUUUCUAUUACAUUUUACGAUGUGUAUCCUUCUUUUGCCUAAACGAAAUGUUACGGUAUGAACAUUUAUAGGAUAGCAAAUUCAUCAUAGUUGGAGUAUGCUAAAAUACCGAAUGUACUUUGUGCCAAAUGAACUAAUUCAUCAGUUUGAAGAUUUUUCUAUAAUUAUACAUAUAAUGUUUAAAGAUCUGAUCACUAUUUUAGUUUCUAACAACAAUCAGGGAACUUUGAUUAUAUAUGAUUUUAAGACUGAAUUGGUAAUGCCUCGAAAAGUCGCUGGCUUUAAGACUAUACGAUAUAAUUUUUGCAUACUCUCUUGUGUACUUAAUUUUAUAAACUGAUAGUAACACAGUGAUCUUUGAAUCAUAAGUCUACACUUACUAUCGAUAAACUGUGUUUUACAAUGAAUUUUAUUCGACUAUAUUAGAUAUAUUUUUUCGCGUUGUGAGGAACGUUGUGCGACUUACUAUAAUCUUUUUUGUUUUUUUUUUUUUUUUGCCUUUUUUGACAUUUAUUUAUCGAAACAUAUACUUCUAGCUUAGAAUGAUGUUGGCCUAUAUGCAUUGCGUAUUUCUAUAUUUUAUAUUAUGUAUCAUAAUUAACAUUUUAUCGAUAUUAAGUUGAUUUUGAGCGAUUGGAAGUUUUGUGUUGCAUUUAUUAAUGUCCUAUAAAAAUCAUGACAUUCGUAUAUGGUCAAUGAUAUGACUGUAACAUGGUGUAUUGAACGUAUUCAUUAUUUUAUUAGUUAUAUAAAAUGUAUUUAAUAUAGAACAAUCCGAUUAGAAGGAAAAACACUUCGGUUUGAAAAUUUAUUCAUUUAUUCCUACGGAUUGAUAAUGUGAACAUUUUUUCUAUGAAAUGACUUUUUUCCCGACAGUUUCUUUUCUUUCUUUUUAGGAUUCGUAAAUUAUUUUCCGAAUUUGACAAGAACUCGAUUAUUUAUUUAUUAUCCAUUCCUGCAAAAUUGACUGUGAUUUAACGAUAUGCUGAUAGACAUAGGGAAUUUAAAACAAUUCAUUUGUUAUUCACCUG
Bombus pyrosoma is the source of this 4062-nucleotide messenger RNA. RefSeq names its product enolase-phosphatase E1 (gene Enoph). The record is from RefSeq and is a predicted model, not a curated record. Gene Ontology annotation, molecular function: magnesium ion binding; acireductone synthase activity. The coding region runs from base 338 to 2539 and encodes 733 amino acids. The transcript is spliced from 6 exons. Lineage: Eukaryota; Metazoa; Arthropoda; Insecta; Hymenoptera; Apidae.